UCUGUCCUCAGCGAGUGCAUUAAGAUCCAGCCCUCGGACAUCCAGCCGGACGUGUUCAGCUACCUGCUGCACAUCAUGUACACCGGCUCCUGCCCCGCGCAGCCGGUGGAUCAGAGCCGGCUGCAGGACGGCAUCAAGUUCCUGCACGCCUACCAGCUGUGCCGCAAAGCAGGCGAGUCCGAGGCAGACCUGCUCCGCAUGUCCAACCUGUACGGCAUCCAGAUCUCCUCUCAGCUGGCCAACAAGGAGGCGGGAGCCCCAAAGACCUCCUGCAGCGCCGAGGUCCCGUCGGAGCUCCAGGACGCCCCCCCGCGCACCGUCUGCUCCGUGGCCUCUGGAGACGACUCGGACAUCUCGGCUCGCAUCAAGCAGGAGCGGGUGGAGGAGGGGGGCGAGGGGGAGGGGGGAGUCCUGUUCAAACAGCUGGUCCUGAUGUGUCCGCGCUGUGGAGAUUGCUGCUCCUCCCCCGAGGACCUGAGGGAACACCUGUUCAGACACGGGGAGGAGGGGGGUGAGGAGGAGGGGGAGGCAGGGUGUCUGCAGGAGGCGCUGAGGCAGAGCCAGGCGCUGGCCAAUCAGCUUGCUUCAGAGCUCAGGAGGAGUCGGGGGGGCGGGGUCAGCCCGGCUCCUCCUGCCAGAAAGCGUAAAAUCUCCUGCGCCGUCUGCAGCCGUCGCUUCGGCCACCGGGCGGCGCUGCAGGAGCACAUGUACUCUCACACCGGCCGCCCGGAGCGCUGCAGACACAGAGGCCCCGCCCCCUGCUGCCCGCCGGGGGGGGGGGCCUCGUUGGGGGGGGCGGCGCCCUCUGAGGACACCAACAGAGACCAUCAGGAUAACGGCAGCUCCUGCUACUCUCUGGACUCGGAGGUCUCUCAGGAGAGCGUCGACGGACCUCCUGUGGAGUGACUGCAGGCCUACCUGUGCAGACAUCCAGAUCUUCCACUCUCACCUGAGGACAGUGAACGCCUCACGGUGAGACAGUGAACGCCUCACGGUGAGACAGUGAACGCCUCACGUGAGACUGGAAAGCUCACGGGAGACAGCGGACGCCUCACGGUGAGACAGCGGACGCCUCACGGUGAGACAGCAA
Notothenia coriiceps (black rockcod) is the source of this 1090-nucleotide messenger RNA. It is a transcript of the gene zbtb25, whose product is annotated as zinc finger and BTB domain containing 25. Gene Ontology annotation, biological process: regulation of transcription by RNA polymerase II. The record is from RefSeq and is a predicted model, not a curated record. Gene Ontology annotation, molecular function: DNA-binding transcription factor activity, RNA polymerase II-specific. NCBI's taxonomy places the organism in Eukaryota, Metazoa, Chordata, Actinopteri, Perciformes, Nototheniidae. Gene Ontology annotation, cellular component: nucleus. The transcript is spliced from 2 exons. The annotation marks the transcript as partial.